AUGGCGAAACUCCUCAAGCAGCCGCUGAAGCUGGCGUUGGUGCAGCUGGCGACCGGAGCAGACAAGGCGGCCAACCUCUCGCGCGCUCGCUCCAAAGUGCUCGAGGCCACGUCCAAGGGCGCCAACCUCGUCGUGCUUCCCGAGUGCUUCAACAGUCCCUAUGGAACGAAGUACUUCCCGAAAUACGCCGAAACGCUCUUGCCAUCGCCGCCGACCAAAGAGCAAGCACCCUCCUUCCACGCCCUGUCCGAGCUCGCAAAAGAGGCCAAGACAUAUCUGGUCGGCGGCAGCAUCCCCGAGUACUGGGAGGAGACGAAUAAGUACUACAAUACCUCCCUGACCUUCGAUCCCAAUGGCAAUCUGAUCGGCACGCAUCGCAAAGUGCAUCUCUUUGACAUCGACAUACCGGGCAAGAUCUCGUUCCACGAGAGCGAGGUGCUGUCGCCAGGCAACAAGGUCACUCUCAUCGACCUGCCAGAGUAUGGCAAGAUCGCUGUGGCUAUAUGCUAUGAUAUCAGGUUUCCUGAGCUGGCCAUGAUCGGCGCGAGAAAGGAUGCCUUUCUGCUGGUGUACCCAGGCGCAUUCAACCUCACAACGGGCGCCAUGCAUUGGGAGCUGCAGGCGCGCGCGCGAGCUAUGGACAACCAAAUAUACGUCGGCUUGUGCAGCCCUGCGCGAGACAUGGAAGCGGACUACAAUGCCUGGGGACACUCGAUGGUGGUCAAUCCAAAUGCUUCGAUUCAAUCUGAGCUGGAUGAACACGAAGGUAUCACGUAUGCCGACUUGGACAACGCUACACUUGCUGAGUCGAGGACGGGCAUUCCCGUCAACACUCAGCGUCGCUUUGACGUGUAUCCAGAUGUCAGCGCUGGUAAGGUGCGCUUUGAGGAGUAG
Molecule: messenger RNA, 894 nt
Organism: Sphaerulina musiva SO2202
Lineage: Eukaryota; Fungi; Ascomycota; Dothideomycetes; Mycosphaerellales; Mycosphaerellaceae
Product: nitrilase family protein
Exons: 1
Coding region: 1-894 (297 amino acids)
Biological process (GO): L-glutamine metabolic process; oxaloacetate metabolic process
Cellular component (GO): mitochondrion
Molecular function (GO): omega-amidase activity
Source: RefSeq, a predicted model, not a curated record